Molecule: messenger RNA, 2430 nt
Organism: Cryptosporidium ubiquitum
Lineage: Eukaryota; Apicomplexa; Conoidasida; Eucoccidiorida; Cryptosporidiidae
Exons: 1
Coding region: 1-2430 (809 amino acids)
Source: RefSeq, a predicted model, not a curated record
AUGGAACAAUUGGAGGUAGUAAUUAAGAAUAAUACUCGAUUAACUUUUUUCAGGUAUGUACACAUACUGGAUAAAGGAGAGUGGGUUUACCAUCCAAUAGAAAAGAUUAAAUCAGGGAUGAUGACAUCAUUUGUAUGUUCAAGUGCAACAUACCAAAGUAUAUUAGGUUGUAAUGUUGUUUAUUCUGUAAUAGUGAAUGGAUUGGAGUAUUUCUUUAGUUAUAAAUACGAAUCCCGAAUUAUCGGUGAUUGCGAAGCUAAUGUUUGGACUGGUAUGAUUGAGGAUGAUGAAAAAUUUGUAAAAUUUACAGGUAAAGCCAUUAGUAGUAGUAGUGAAAUUACGAAUGGUAAUCCUGAGUCUAUAGAAGGAAGCAAUGAGAUCUUUUACUUGGAUAACACUAAUGGGUUGCAGAGAUCUUGUAAAAGGCUAAUGACACAUAUUAAUAUCAGGGAGACCGAGUUUGGAAACAAGCUACUGGAUAAACUGGAUUCAAGAGACUUUAAGGAGAAUUAUUCAACUCAGAAUGAAUUUGAAUUUAAUAAAAGGUUGAAUUCAAACUAUUAUGAAUGGGUUAAAAGAUUAAGGACAUUUCCUCGCUCUCUUUAUAUUAGAGUUGUAAACUUGACUGACUUCGAUCUAACUUUGUAUCUCCCAGCAGCAAACAAGAGCGAUAAUGAAAAGUUCAGGAAUAGGAAUUUGGCAAACUCUACAAUUUCCUCAGCAGUUACUCCUAGCAUGCAUAUUGAAAGCCACAGUGAGAGCUUGAUUACAAGGGGCCCAAAUUCUCCUUAUUCUAUAAUAAACUUAAUUUCAGGAGGACAGUGGAUAGAAUUCCCCCCAGAAAUGAUUUCUGCAAAUAGUGUAGUAGAAUUCGGAGCCAGUUGUGAAUCUCUUUUUUCAGCAGAUUUUAAGGGAAAUAUAGUUUAUAAAAUUUCUGGAUAUGCUGGUAAGAUUUUGUUGGGUUGGGAUUUCCCUGCUGGGUUUACCCCAAGUCUUUCAUGUAAAGGGUUUCAUGAUCUUCAUAAUUUGUCAGUAUCUUCUCAUUAUGAAAACUUUAACGAUGGGAACAUAUUGUUUCAUAUUAUUGAUGAGUCAAAACCUCCAAAAAUACGUUUAUUAUCUGUUAAAGCCAUUUUCUCUGAGAAAUUUUUGAAUGUAGUUUCUGUAAAUUGUAAUGGUGAUGAAAAGCAUAACUUGAGUGAGAAUAUUUUAGACCAAAUUUUUGGCAAGAAUAAUGCAACUUUGACUGUAAAUAAUGGAAAGAAUCAAAAGAUGAGUACUUGCACACAAAAUGAUGAUAGGAAUAUAGGUUUGGAAGUAUAUGGUAGCAAUGAGUUAGAAUUAUAUAAUAUUAGAGAAGAGGAACAGUUUGAAAUGUAUGGGAACUUGUCCAGAGAUAUUUUGAAUUAUUUUAUUGAAUAUAAUAAACCAGAAAGAGUGAUACCUUGUAAGGAAGGGAAUAUCUUUUUAUACCAUAAAAUUAUCUUAAAUAGUCCGAGAGUGUUUUUUUCCUCUCUUCUUGCAAGCAGCAACAUAAAUAUGCAUCCAAAGUAUUGUGGAAACGUUGAUUCAAUUUCUCUUUUUAUUGAAUGGUCAAUUGGGUGUGAAAUAUUUAGGAAGGUUUGGGCUCCAGAUGAGAAACCAAUUUUGAUAUCUAGUUUUGCUGGGGGACUUAACAAUUCUAAUUCAAUUUUGAAUGCCAUAUAUCCUCGUAUCUGUAGAAGAAACAAGUCAAAGGAAAGAACUUACUUUUAUGAUUAUAGAGAGGAAUUUGGAGAAAAAGAAGCUAUUUUGAAAAAACCCUCACUCUGUAGAACAAAUUGCUUCUUUCUAGAAGAUAAUGAGCUUGAUGUGAAUAAGCAAGAUCAUUCUCACUUUGAAAUAGCCUUAAUUGGACAACAAUUACUUGCUCAAAUACUUGCACCAUACUUGGUAAAAUGUUUAAAAUCUUCAACUUUAUCCAAAGGUGGGACUUCUUCAAAUAUCUCAAAUUCUUCAGUUCUCUCCAAUACAUCCACGGUUUUUCAAGGUCUCGUUGAUAAUGACCAUAUCUGGAAGUAUUCUAAGGUUAGAAAUAUAAGAGGAACAAACAACUUGGAAGAGGGGGAUAAACAAGGAAUUCUUGAUUUUCAAGGUACCAUAAGUUUUCUGAUUUUUCACUGGGAUGACUUAUUUUACGAGCUCUUUGAAAAGAAGCUUAGUAAGCUUUCCUCAUAUUUUCAGCAUCAACUCAAUCCAGACACUCUUUUAUCUAUAAUUCAAAAAGUCAGUUUGCUCUGGGAAAAUAAAGAAUUUGAACUUUUUGACGACCCCAACUUUCUUAUAGAAUUUAUUGAUGCUGCCACAGUUAUUUGCAGAAUCAUUGAAAAUGAUGAAAAUAGCCACGCAUUGAACUGCUUUAUUAAACUCCGUAAUUCAAUUAGAAUAUAA